AUGAGGAACUUCACCUUGAUAACAGCUUUACUUCUCUGCAGCCUCAGCUGGAUCUCUGUCUCAGCUUCUGAGUCUCACACUGUGGAGGUCCAGUCUGGUGGAGGCGUCACUCUGAUGUGCUCCAACAUUUCCAGCGUUAUAACUCAGACAGAAUGGUUCAGAGUGAUCAACAGAAAGAAGCCCAGCUGUGUCUCCUCUAUGAACCCAUAUGAUAGCAAUGCUUCCUUCUGUGAUGGAUUUCAAAAUAGAUUUGAGAUGAGUUCCAACAUCUCUACUGUCUUUCUUAAAAUCAAGAGAGUGGAUUCAUUUGACUCUGGACUGUAUUUCUGUGGAAUUAACAUAGACAAACAUACAGUCAUUGUAAAUGCAACAUAUCUAAAAGUUCAAGAGGAGUCUGAUGGAAUAACAAACGUCAUGAUUGUGAUCCUGGGUGUUUUCCUCAAUAUACUCAUCAUUGUUCUGGCUGUUAAAAUCAGGAAACUUCAGACAGCUGCGAAUGAAGAACUGAAGCCAGAAAGAAACAAGGUAGACCCAGCAUUAACUAUAAACUAUGACCUGAACUACACAGCUCUAAAUUUCCAGGUGAAACCCAAAAGAAGCCGCAGGCCUGCAUCAGAGAGAGAGCUGGAGCCACAUGUUGUGUAUGCUGCCACCAGAUAGACUCAGGAAACAUCUGGAACUGCAGAUCAGAGUGAAACUGAUGCUUCAUUAGGCCAUAUUAAUCUGCUGUUGUGUUUUUAUGUGUGGGUUUUUACCAGAGUACACUGCUCUCCAUUUUAUACAUCAGCCAUAAUCUCAGCGACGAUUCAAGACAAUGCUUGUUAUGGUACGUGUCCAUAUAGGCGUUUUUUCUUUUUUUACAGAAGGUAUCGUCCCACUUUUCAGCAUUGCAUGCUAGUGGGUUUGCCACCACCAGUUUCGCUUCACUGACCACUGACAAGCAAAGAAAACAGGCCACACCCUCCUACAACC
Messenger RNA from Perca fluviatilis (European perch), 972 nucleotides. RefSeq lists its product as uncharacterized. The coding region runs from base 1 to 660 and encodes 219 amino acids. The record is from RefSeq and is a predicted model, not a curated record. Lineage: Eukaryota; Metazoa; Chordata; Actinopteri; Perciformes; Percidae. Gene Ontology annotation, biological process: response to bacterium. The transcript is spliced from 5 exons.